AAUGGUCGACCGAGAGUUGGCGCUCGCAGUCUUUCCGUUGUCAAUAACGGACACUGGCAGUAUCCCGGCACAAAAUCCCGGAAACAUCUCGUUCGUGAAAUUCAACGAAUCUUCGAAUGUAAUUUCGAGUCGUUGCGUUUUCGUUUUGGCGUAGUUAAAAAUUCGUGGAAAGAGAGCGUGCUGUCGCGCGGGUUACACGAGCUACCGUUUAAACGAGAAUUCGCAAAACGGGCGUGCCUUGGACACAAUCGGCGACGUCCCUGACGUGAAAAUACACAACGGCAAGAGGUGGUGGACAACGACAGCGAGACUGCGACUGCGGUUAAGAUUGCGACAAAGAGAAGAACGAACAGCGGCGAGGAUAAAGCACGGGGACACCGUGUACCAGCAAAAUAGGGCAGAAAAACGAUAACGGCAGCGGUAGCAGCAACGGUGACGGAAAGGGAAAAGUACGAGUUACGACGGUGGAGAGGAACGCAGCACAGCCGCGUGAUUUUGAACGCGAACGCUGGCGUAACUGUCAACGGUCGGAUUUCGAAGUCUCGUAAACUACACGGUUUCCGUAAGGCUUCUGUUGCUCGAGAAUCGCUGCGUUUUUCUCGCGUCAACAUCAUCGACGUCGCGUCGUACCGUCGUCGUCGUCUUCGUCUUCUUCAUCGUUGUCGUGUUCGAUCCGGUGAAAAACCGGCCGUCUUACGAUUAUAGCCACGGCGUGAGAACACGACUAAAUGACCAUGGACCACGGCAUGUACAACAUUGAGACCGGCAACAGUAUAAAUAUCAAGAGGACAGACGGUCGUGUCCACUCAGCAGUCGUUUCCGGCAUUAAUUGGGAACAGCGCACCGUCACCGUAGAAUGGUUCGAAAGAGGAGAGACCAAAGGGAAAGAGGUCGAGAUGGACGCGAUCGUCGCCUUAAAUCCCGACCUGACGAAUCAAAAGACCAUGGAACCACCUUCGCAGAUCAACAAUCACGUGUUGAUUUCCAAAGCAAGGGAUUCUUCGGGCGAAGAGGACGAGGGGGUGGAUGAGUCGGAGAACCAAGAGGAGGGCUCCCUUGGACGGCACGGCGGUCAUACCGCAAGAAACGGCCUUGCAUCCGCAACGCUUCCUCAUUCAACCAAGCCGUCGAUUCCAGUAAAAGCGGGUUCCAACAGACAAUUGUCGCGACAAACGGGUCGGCCAACCAAUAUAAUGCCACCCGGUGUUACCGUGAAUGGACACGGUGAUUCCGUGGCUGGAUUAACGAGCCGCCGGGAAUUGGAGAACAUCCCACCGACACCUACGUCAACGGCCGCUUCCUUCAAUGCCUCCAUGGCAGCGCAGGCCAAACAAAAGCAACAACAGCUACAGUCUCAGCAGCAGCAGCAGCAACAACAGGUACAAGCGGAUAACGGGCGAGUUAGACGGUCGAAUGUGGUGAAAGAGGUGGAGAGGCUGAAGAAGAACCGCGAGGAAAGAAGACAGAGACAAGCGGAGUUGAAGGAGGAGAAGGAAGCUCUGAUGAACUUGGAUCCUGGUAAUCCGAAUUGGGAAUUUCUUGCUAUGAUAAGGGAAUACCAGAACAGCAUCGAAUUCAGGCCCCUUCGAGAAACGGAUAGCGUGGAAGACCAUCAAAUUACAGUGUGUGUCAGAAAGCGUCCGUUGAACAAGAAGGAGAUCGCGCGCAAAGAGGUAGAUGUGAUCAGCGUGCCUAGCAAAGAUCAGAUGGUGGUACACGAGCCGAAAGCCAAAGUCGAUCUAACCAAAUACUUGGAGAACCAAAUCUUUCGAUUCGAUUACGCGUUCGAUGAAACUUGCAACAACGAGAUCGUCUACAAGUACACUGCUAAACCUCUGGUGCAAACCAUUUUCGAAGGUGGGAUGGCCACGUGUUUCGCUUACGGUCAAACGGGAAGCGGUAAAACGCAUACCAUGGGAGGCGAUUUUAACGGAAAGACGCAGGAUUGCAAAAGAGGCAUAUACGCGAUGGUAGCCAAGGAUGUGUUUAAAUGCCUCAAGCUCGUUAAGUAUCGUCCGUUGAAUCUGGUCAUUUCCGCGAGCUUUUUCGAAAUCUAUUCUGGCAAGGUGUUCGAUCUAUUGAAGGAUAAAGAGAAGCUGCGCGUUCUAGAAGAUGGCAAGCAACAGGUGCAAAUACUCGGAUUAACGGAAAAGGUGGUGGAGACUUGCGACGAAGUGUUGAAGUUGAUACAGCACGGAAACAGUGCUAGAACGAGCGGUCAAACCAGUGCAAAUUCCAACUCGUCACGAUCCCAUGCCGUUUUCCAAAUCACAGCACGGAUACCGGGUACGCUCAAGAUUCACGGAAAAUUCUCUCUGAUCGAUCUUGCUGGUAACGAGAGGGGAGCAGACACGUCUUCCGCCAACAGACAAACCCGCAUGGAGGGUGCCGAGAUCAACAAGUCACUGUUGGCGUUAAAAGAAUGUAUCCGCGCGUUGAGUCGCAAAGGAACGCAUCUGCCAUUCAGAGCUAGCAAAUUGACGCAAGUAUUAAGGGACAGCUUCAUCGGUGAAAAGUCGAAAACUUGCAUGAUAGCUAUGAUCAGUCCGGGAAUGAGUUCCUGCGAACAUUCGUUGAACACGCUCAGAUAUGCGGAUCGAGUAAAGGAGUUGGCCGCGACUGAUCCAACGGAAAUGAAAGCUUCCCCGACGGACGACGAACGGGAAUUAAAGAUCGAGGAACAGUCGAACAACAGUGUAUUGUCGGAUAGCGAUUUGGCACAGCUUCGGUCUCUGAACGAGGGUGAGAUUUCACAAGACCUUUACACGUUCCACGAAGCGGUAUCCGCACUGCAAAUGUUGGAGGAGGAAGUCCUAGACACGCACAAAAUGGUCAUGGACCAUACGACCAGAUUCCUGGAUGGCGCGCGUAAUGUGUUCAGUACGACUCACGAAGUAGAUUAUGACCAAGAAGAUUUGAGACGGAAAAGAACAAAGUUUGAGUCGCCCAACCUGAGGAGGUUCUAUUUACGUAGACGUCUGAUAGAGAGAAAACAGUUUUCCGACGAAUAUGCCCAAAAGUGGGAACAGCUAUUGGUGCAGCAGCGUGAUAUCUUGAACGCCGCAAUCGAUCAAGUCAGUCAGUUUCGUGGACAAUUGUUGCAAGAAGAACAGAUCAGCCAGAAGAUGACGCGAACUCGUAACUCACGAUAUAAUUAACGUGGAUUAGUUUACGCGCGCGCGUCAGAAAGAGAGAGAGGGUGAAGAGAGAGGGGAAGAGAGAAACGCGAGUGAAUGAAGGAACGAAUGAGUAAGCGAGCGAGUGGAUGAGCGAGAGCGAAAGACAGAGAGACGAGGGCACGAAGAAGCAUCUUACGAUUACGAUAACGAUAAGGUGAUGGUGGUAGCGGUGGUGGUGGUGGUGGAUGGCAGUGGGUGAGGAUGGCAUAAUCAAAGGAAAGAGAAUACCAGUAAACCAUCUGAACGUUCGAAUACCAUUGGUUUUCCGAGCAUCGCUGUUACCAUGAUUCGUCGCAUCAGCUUUUCCGUUCGCGUUCCUUUAACCGCAAACGAACCCGUUUAACGAUACCGAAGUUCCUUUUCCUCUCCUCUUCGGUUUGCAAUCGAUCAUCGAUGAUUCGAAAGCACGAAAUACUCACGUUUGAGAUGCUCGACAAUGAACCGGCGAUAUCGAGUAACAAAAUGAACUGUGGCCGACAGACGAUCAUCGUCCGUCCAUAUUCUUUCGCAAAAUCGUUUACCGUAUUUCCUCUCCUCUUUUUGCCCAUCUUUCUCCCUCUGCUUCUCUCCUCUUUUCCGAUCGCUAGCUUUUUUUCUAAUUGUUCAUGAUGACACGCAGCAUCACGCACCUAAAUCAUAGCACGUAUCGGCGUACGUACAGAAUCCCGUGCCCCGCGCGCGCUUUAUUUUACCCGUAACUAACGUCUCCUUAUCAUUCAUUUUGAACGACGCUGUUGCGUUCAUCGGACGAUAAAUCCGUACAUACGUAGAUCACCGGGUGCGAUUAAAUCGACAAUCGUAUGUACGUACGUACGAACCGAUAACCGAAAACCUAAUGAAUCAAUGCACGCGCGUCUACGAUUAUCCAAGAUGGACUGUUUUGUGUUACCUCUAUGUGUCUAAAAGAAGAGAAACACGCUAAACAAGAUAUCCUUUAAGGACAGCGUAUCCUUCUCUUCCUUCUAACAAACUUUCCGAUUCGUUUCUCGCCGAGAUACUUUAGACAAGGAUUCUCGGUUGAUUGCCUAAUUUAUAUCGCCAAACUUUAAUUGCCUGAUUUCAGAUGGAUUGGAUUUUAGAAGAAAUAUAUAAAUGUACAUCUGUUAAAAGAGUACUUUCUCUUUCCGUCGAAAAGUUGGAAUAAAUAAAAAAAGAAGAGUUCUUAUACUGCAUACGCGUAUUCGUCUAAUCUCUCGUGUAUUUGUACGGUCGUGGUUCGUUAAACGCGUAUUUUCAACACUGACUUUGCUAGAUCGUUUAAUCGUAAUCGUCCCUGUCUUAAUCAAAAAAUCUCAGUUUAUUUAAAGUAUCCCACGUUUCGACAGAAAUUGUAAGUUAACUCGUCUGUGGUCAGCGAUCGCGAUAACUUUAGCCACCCUUGCGAUUAGUAUACGCGUUUCGCAAAAUAAGGUUAUAAUAUAAGUAUCAAGUUUCGUACAACGUUAAUUCCUGUGUAUACCAUAGUCUCAACAGUUACUAAAUUUCUGGAUGUCAAGUUGACGCGAUUUCAAAAAGUAUACCAUUUCGUCGUUCGCUUUUGAAUACUCUUUUUUUUUUUACAAUUUUGCCUGGUUUUAUUUAUUUUUUUUUUUUUUUAACUUGAGAACCUUAAAAUCCAUGUUUCUAUUUUACUUGCCGUCGUUUGGUUUCGUUCCUACCGUUUUCAGAUUUUACGGAGAAGCGAAUUUUCACAGACACGCUUCUCUAACCUACAAAUGCAUGCGCGCGUCUUUUCUUGCCAAAACGACAAUGUCUAGCGCGUUUUGCGAUCGAUCCGAUUUUUAUGGAUUCAAUCGAAAGUGGGACCGAGUACGACAUAAUAGCAGGCAAGGAGGAACGAAGAGAGAACGAAUGUGCAUGUGCACGAGCGAGUGUAUGCGUGUAUGUAUGAUGCUAUUGAGCGAAUGAGCGAACGCGAGAAGAUAGAGGGAAGAACGAAUGUGUGUGAAAUCGAUAGGUCGUCAACUUACGUUGUUGGCUAAAUAUGGUUUUUAUAGAAAUGUAUUUAUAUAGAUAAAACUACAUCGUUAUAUCGCAUUAAAAAAAAGGAGAGAUUUGCACGUUUAGCGUAAAGAUUUUGUUCACUCGUGAUACAUAUUUGGAUCGAACACGCUUGAAAACGAUGGGAAUUAUCUCUGUAUCGUUUCUUUCGCCAACAAAGCGUCAAUAAUGUUUUAUUAGACGUAAAAAAAUUAAAGUUUCGUAGCAAGCGAGCGUUCAAUACUUCUUUGCCUUAUUAUUAAUCGCACUAUAGAAUCGAAUAGCGAGAUAAGAAAGAAAUCGUUCGAAUCGGUGGAUUGGAUACUUUGAUACGAUGGUGGGAGCAACAUCGUUACGAUCGGCACAAAACGUAUCAGGCUACAACGGCGAUACUCUACUUUUUAUAAAAAGAGAGAAAAAUCUGCCGUCGAAACUAAACAAAGGAUUGAACAGAGACAAUGAUACAAAUGAUACGCUAUUUGUCUUAAUCUUUCACUUUCUUUGUCAUAUGCGUAUCAAACGAAAUACCCAACCCAGUUGUUUGAUAAAUAAACUAUAUAUAUAUAUAUGUA
Molecule: messenger RNA, 5731 nt
Organism: Bombus pyrosoma
Lineage: Eukaryota; Metazoa; Arthropoda; Insecta; Hymenoptera; Apidae
Gene: Klp10A
Product: kinesin-like protein KIF2A
Exons: 13
Coding region: 729-3158 (809 amino acids)
Biological process (GO): microtubule-based movement
Molecular function (GO): microtubule binding; microtubule motor activity; ATP binding
Source: RefSeq, a predicted model, not a curated record